AUGACUGGAAUGCACUCAAGGCAAAAUGCUUCAUCCCAAGAUAUUAAUCUUCCUCACCACCAGGCAGAUGGAGACCCUUUUGCAUCAAAACUCUCAAAGGAAGCUGACAUAAUAGCUGGAAUUUAUUUAUUAAUAAUAGGGAUCCUGUCCACUUUAGGCAACGGAUAUGUUAUUUAUAUAUCUAUACAACGGAAAAGGAAGCUUAAGCCAGCAGAGAUCAUGACGGUAAAUCUAGCAGUCUGUGACUUGGGAAUUUCAGUGGCAGGAAAGCCAUUUAGUAUCAUUGCCUUCUUCUCCCAUCGUUGGAUCUUUGGUUGGAGUGGCUGCCGCUGGUAUGGAUGGGCUGGCUUCUUCUUUGGAAUUGGAAGUCUCAUUACCAUGACUGCAGUCAGCCUGGAUCGGUAUUUCAAAAUAUGCUAUUUAGCUUAUGGGCUGGGCCAGGGCACCGCCGCGGCCCCACUGCUGCCACCGCCGCCAUGCUCUGAGCAUAACCGUCUUCCAAACUCCGGAGAUCCUCUGCCGAGUCUUCCGACAGUGGCCGUUCUGGGACUACGCUCUGCCGGAAGACUUGGCAGCAGAUCUCCAGAGGUGGCGAUGUUGAUCUGUGCAGGAUUUCUAAUUGCUUGGAUCCCAUAUGCAGUUGUAUCAGUAUGGUCAGCUUUUGGAAAACCAGAUUCGGUUCCCAUAAAAGUUUCGGUGGUGCCUACUUUGCUUGCUAAAUCAGCAGCCAUGUACAACCCUGUUAUUUACCAGGUCAUCAACUGCAAAUCAGCCUGUUGUCGGCCAGAGGCUCUUAGGCCACUGCGGAAGAAAAACUUGAAGAAAUCCAGGUAG
Molecule: messenger RNA, 834 nt
Organism: Thamnophis sirtalis
Lineage: Eukaryota; Metazoa; Chordata; Lepidosauria; Squamata; Natricidae
Source: RefSeq, a predicted model, not a curated record